Molecule: messenger RNA, 2030 nt
Organism: Oryzias melastigma (Indian medaka)
Lineage: Eukaryota; Metazoa; Chordata; Actinopteri; Beloniformes; Adrianichthyidae
Product: class E basic helix-loop-helix protein 40
Exons: 5
Coding region: 3-1154 (383 amino acids)
Biological process (GO): circadian regulation of gene expression; regulation of transcription by RNA polymerase II; anterior/posterior pattern specification
Cellular component (GO): nucleus
Molecular function (GO): protein dimerization activity; DNA-binding transcription factor activity, RNA polymerase II-specific; RNA polymerase II cis-regulatory region sequence-specific DNA binding
Source: RefSeq, a predicted model, not a curated record
AAAUGGAGAGAAUUCCAAGUGCGCAACCGCCUCCUUUUGCGCCGAAACACCCUUCUAUGGAUAUAACUGACAUGCACGGAAUGGACUUUCCUAUUUGUGUGUUCAAACCCAGGAGGGGCAUGAAAGGCAGAGACGAGUGCAAGGAGACGUACAAGCUGCCACACAGGCUGAUCGAAAAGAAGAGACGGGACAGAAUCAACGAGUGCAUUGCGCAGCUGAAGGAUUUGUUGCCGGAGCACCUUAAACUUACAACGCUGGGUCAUUUGGAGAAAGCUGUGGUGCUGGAGCUCACGCUCAAGCACGUGAAGACCCUGAGUGCCGUCCUGGAGCAGCAGCAGCAGAAGAUCGUCUCUUUGCAGAAGGACUUGCAGAUCAGCGAUCAUGCAGGAGACGGCUCGGAGAUGUUUCGCUCCGGCUUUCACCUCUGCGCCAAAGAGGUCGUCCACUACCUCGCCAGCCAAGAGAGCAGCCGGGAUCUGACUCCCUCCCAUGUCAUCAGUCACAUCCAGAAGGUCGCCACCGAAGUCCUGCACCAUCAGCCGGACGAGCCCCUUCCCCAGCCCUCCGAGGAGGGCAGGAACCCUGCCGCGCAGGACGCCAGGGCGUCCGAGACCCCCGCCAAAAACUGUGUUCCGGUCAUUCAGAGGACUUAUCAACACGGGACGGGGGAGCAGAGCGGCAGCGACACGGACACAGAUAGCGGCUACGGCGGGGAGCACGAAAAGCACAAAAGUCAGUGGUCCGAGAGCCGCGAGAAGGACAUCCGGAGCCCCGAGCCCCAGCAGGCCGCCAUCAAAAAAGAGGACGACGAACCUCGGGCCAAAAGGUCAAGAUCAGACUCUUCAGAGGACGAGGUUCCCUCUGUCCACUCAGCGGGACAUCCCGGCAAUUACAUGGGCUUCUCCCCCAACCAGCACCCGUUUUGCCUCCCCUUCUACGUCCUCCCCCCAGGGGCGGCGGCGGCAGCGGCGUACCUGCCGAUGCUGGAGAAAUGCUGGUACCCCGGGGGAAUGCCGGUCAUGUACCCAGGCAUGAGCGGCUCGGACGGCCCGAGGGCGGGGUCUCCGGUGCCCCUUCAGACCUCAGCGGACUCCCCGUCUCUGCACAAAGCUUUAAAGCCGGCCCCCCCUUUGAACUUGAAAACCAAAGACUGAGCAGGUUUUUCCGGCAGCAUCCUGCGCUUUGAAUGUUAGGCGGAGGGGAAAGGAGCCCGCUGGUAGCCCUUCAAAGCAGCUGUAGCACACUGACACCCCGCCCCCCUUCCCCUCAGAUCAGGAUGGACUUUAACGGGCCGUGUUGAGACUUGUUUUCCACCUGUUGCACUGAAGAGCUUUUUUCAUGUCGUCUUUUGUUCUCUAGACUCCCUAAUGAAUGUCUUAGAAUGUAACUCCUCCCCUUUUUUUUCAGCAGAAUGACAGACCUUCAUUGUUGCACAUCAGUCUAAUGAAUGUAAAGAUUGAUUAAAAAGAGAAACUCCCCCUGUAAAUGCUGCUGCGUGUGGAGGAUCUAACUGUGUUUUGUCGAUCCUGUAAGUACAAACAAAACACUGCUUAGACUAGAAUGUUACCAAAACAAACGUGCGCGGUUGGGGAGCUGUGCUGACACAGGAGUUACCGUCACGCCGUGGCGUAACGAGCGUGCCCCUAAAAUCUGACCCCCCCCCCCGUACCACUUGAAACGUCUCUAUUUUUGAUACGUGACCUUCUGAGUGUGUUUUGCAGCCAGAGGAAGGUUGAGGUAGCGGUUUGCUGUACGCAGACAGAAAAGUGAGUACAUUUGCAUUUUUGCCCACAAAUUUCUCGGUCAAGGCUGAUCGCAGCUCAACCUGUGGUCUUUUUUAACAACCGGGAUGAACUUUUUAGCAGAAAGUCUGAAUGUAAAGUUCAAAGGAAAUAUGUUUUGUAUAAAUUGAGGUACUCUGGAUUUUUGUUUUGUUUUUGGAAGCGUAACAGUUUGUAAAUAUUUUGUACAUAAAGUAUUAUUGAUAUAUAUUAAAAUAUUAAUAAAGCUCUUUGUUUUUCCGUGUUUCA